Molecule: messenger RNA, 3111 nt
Organism: Zootermopsis nevadensis
Lineage: Eukaryota; Metazoa; Arthropoda; Insecta; Blattodea; Termopsidae
Source: RefSeq, a predicted model, not a curated record
GCUCAUCAGAGUGCAAGAGUUCUCAUGACAUCACUACUGACGCAUUUAUUUCCCAAUGUAUAAGUGUCAGCAGUUUUGCUACGCUCCACAGCAGCGUUUCCUUUACGAGUAUGUUGCACAAAAUUUGUUCUGUGAAUCAGCCGUGUUGUCUUUCUAUUUCGUAGGAACCACAAAACGUUUACCAUACACACCUACCAGAACAUCGAAGACAAACCGCAACAGCUUCCGAAACAUGUUUUCUGGAUGAGUUAUAUAUUCAUAGUUGCUAGGUGACAACAGGGCAAAGCGAUUACUGAUAAGGUUCUAAUAAAAAAUAUUCAAUUAGCGAAGAGAACCAUCUAGAAUGCGUGCGAAGCCUUAACAGCGUUGCAUGGAGAAAGAGAGAGCUCUAGAUAAUGUAAACAGCACGUGAUAUGUGAAGGAAACAACCGCACGCCCACUGCACAUAACGAAGUGUACCAGUUGGCUUAAGCAGCAAAACCGGGCACGGGCUUUCUGUACGAUGGCACCGCAAGUUGGUGAAGUCAUAUUGUCCAACCAGCUGCACGGAAGGAUGGGACGGCCCCUCCACGAGAUUCCCACAACAUACGACUUGCAGUCAAAGCUUUCCGCUUUUUUUUGUUCAGGUCAGAACCUUUACUAACAUAAGAACUCAUAUUUAUCUACUCCCCCUUUGGUCUCCUCCCAUAUGUGCGUAAACACAGACAACACGGGAGAAGGCAGACAACGGAUUACAGUCCUGAAAGGAUGAUGAUACGUAUUCUCCAAGUGGAACUGGAUACGUUUAACCAAAGUGCUUUGAAAGUGAUGCCAUCGUGGAUAAAUGUAAUGGUUACAACGUCUUCUCGGUUUUACAAGAUUUCCAAGUAGGAAAAUGAAACUAUGUGAAGAUAAAAAUGCGAGUGUUGGUGCUACUGUGCUUGGCAUUGUUGUGCUGCGGGGCUAGCAAGCUCUGUGACACGGGAGGACUGUGCUCAUGCGACCGCACAUGGGGGAAGAUAGAAUGCUCCUGCACCUCUACCGAAAUUAAGGAGCUGACAUUGAGCCCAUCUAAUGUGCCUGAGGGUACAGUCUACCUUCGGAUACAGAACUGUUCCAAAGUUUAUGUUUCGCCACACACUUGGGUAAACCAUCGUGAGGUGCGGCAUGUGGAAUUCUUCAACAUCAAGGAACUCAUUAUUGAAAGCAAUUCAUUCAGCUGGAAUGAAACACUUGCACUAGAACCAGUUCCUCAGCCUGGGUUGGCUGUCAGUAUUAUCAGCUCAAGGAUUCGUGAAAUUCCAAGUUAUACUUUUAAGGGUCGUCUUACAGGCAUUACUUUUAACAAUGUCACAAUUGGGAAAAUACGUGCAUUUGCAUUUGCUAGUCUUCAUAACACAGAGAAACUCGAGUUGAUAGAAUGUUCUGUAACAACCUUUGAAGCACAAGCUUUCAAAAAGUUCUCUUUAGAAAAACUAAAAAUCAUUGGUGGACACUUCGGUGGCAGUGUGCCAAGUAGGACUUGGGUAGAUCUUGAGGUGCAUAAUGAGCUGUUAAUUGAAAGAGUCAUCUUCAGUACUUUGCGCAGUUCUGCAUUCAUCAUUCAUGGUCCUAAAAUCUUCCGUCUUUUUGAAAAUUAUUUCGAUAAUGUGGAAGGAGAAGCUUUCCAUGUAAAAAUGCAUGGAAAAACUUUAAUCCAAAACAAUAUAUUUAAGACAUUGGCUAAAGGAGCAUUUAUUCGCAUUAGUGUUGAAGACUUUAUUAUAAAAAUCAAAGGUCGUCCAGCACUACAGUUUGAAAACAAUACUAUAGAAUUUUUUGAAAAUGGUUGUUUGGUGUUCAACACAACGAGUGUUGAGGCUCAGCUCGACCACAUUCUUUUAAAUCAGACAUGUUCUUGUACUCUACUGGAGACGUGGAGCUCAGAACUCGACUUCCAUUCAUCUCUACACAAUCAUCAGAAUCAACAAGAAAGCUAUGCGUCAGAUGUGUUCUGGUGCAAACAAGAUGUGUCAGAGAACAAUGGUAGAAGUUAUAUCCACUUCAAAGAUUUCAGUCAACAAUGUGUAGUAACAACUGGUCUUCAUAUGUUCCUAAUUAUCAUUUUAACAUCAUCACUGCUUCUGCUGGCUCUUGUUCUAUUAGUAAUAUUCUUGUGGAACAGACGUCGAUCUCGCUACCAAAAACGUUGGAUCAACGUUCCAACAACUCCCAAUAAUGACAGCAAGAAGAAGAAGUUGAACAAUAAAGGCAGCAAUGUACAAAAUAAAAGUGAAAAUGGGCAAGAUUCCAGACUUAUAAUGGUUGUGCCUGGUGGCCGAACAUACAGAGAAAUGGAACUGCAUGUGAUAGAAGAGCGAACAGAACCAAUUGUGGAACAUGAAUGUGUAGAUACAACUAUUGAUGAACGUUUUGUGAAUAAUAGGUAGUAAGAAAUUUCAUCCAUGUUCUGAUACAAACUGGCUAUUAUUUCAGUGUAAUUGUUAAGUCUGCAUAGUUCAUGCCUAAAACAUAGUACAUGGAAUUUUGAGUAUUUGUUGAGUGAGUGUAUAAUCACAGGAUACUAGUCUUGAAGCCAAUGAAUGCCAUGUUAAGCAAAUUUUCUGGAUGUUCCAGCAUAAUCCAAGAAGACAUAGAAAUGCUGCUACUGUGUACAAUUCAGAUCCAAACAGGAAUAUGACUAAAUUCACAAAAAUAAACUGAAGAAACAGCAGGUGGAUAUAACUGCUUUUAAGCCCUCAUUAUGGUUCAUUGUUUAUGUUAUCCUGCUUUUUGAUGUUGGCACCAUGUGGAAGUGAGCUCUGUUUCUGAUGUUCAGAGGAACAUACUGCCUCCAUCAUCAUUAGACGCAGUGCCAACACUCAAGAACAGGAUCAACAUUAACAGAAGAAUAUGACAUAUGACAUAUUAUUUCAUGAAAAUUCACUAAUAUACUUACUAUCAGUUUAUUUAAUGAAGAUUUCUCAAUUGUUUAUGUUAUGUAAAAUUAAAAGAAUAAUGAUUAUAAUUAUGAAGGUGGAAGACUGUGAAAGGUACUAAUUGUUAACAAUAAAUAACCAACAGUGUGCCUUUUACGUGUUCAUGCGUCCUUACCAAACUGCACUUACAAUAAAGACUCAUAUGUUCAUCUCA